UUUACUGCAGUUCUAACCUCAUUUUGCGUGCGGUCUAGAAGAACAAACCGAAGAAUGACACUUGACAGAUGUUCCUCACGUGCGCUAAGCUGCAUUCUGAUUGGCUGAGAAACUGACCUUUCUUAAGAAUACGGGUUGAGAGAUCUUAGGAUAAAAUGGCGCGACGCAAGAAUUUGGUGUGUGUUGAACAACUAACAAAAGCGAAUAAAUAGGUGUUUGUUUUGACAACGUAUUCGUGGAGAAAAGAACGUUGUAGUAGAGUGUUGUCCGUUUUUUUAAAAAAAGACAUUCUGUUUCGUGUAUUUAGAAACGUUAGCCGGAACUCCAGCGCACUUACCAUGGCCACAAGCUAUGGCUUGUGUUCAUCUAUUCAUGUGGAUUUCAGGUACUUUUAGAUGUAGACAUGUUGUCUUUUAUGUUUAAUAAUUUACGAGGAGAGUUUUUAGCGAAUUGUGACUGGCGGAGACCGACCAGGUACUCGCCAGUGUUUUCGCCGCUGCCCUAUCGCGAGGCUUAAAAACUUCUCUAGUUGAAAAAUAAAUUACGCUAGUAAUUCUUUUCUCGGCUUAAUUUUUUUACCGUCAACACGGAAUUAACACUCGGAAAAAAAAUAAACGUUUAAAAUGGAUUAUUUCUAUUAAAAUACUUGCAGCGAAUGAUCACGAAAACGUCAGUUGGAAGAAAUCGCGAGCAAAUACUGAGUACAACCGUGUUUAGAGUUACACUUCAGCACGAAAAUUAGACAAGCAGAUCCGAGAAACGCUAGUGUGAAAUAUCGCGCGUAUACUUCCGGUCGCGGUAUAUAAUUCCAAUGAUAAACUAAGGUUGCCUAGCAUUUUCGACCCAUCUCGCCCGUGAUGACAUGUGAAAGAGAAAAAUAAUUGGAAAAGUUAGGGAAAACAUAGUUACAGAAUUCAUUUCGAAGCAGUGUUUUUGUUGUCGCUUUCGAACUCAUUCGAUCGAAAAAUUGGACCAUAAAAGCUGUCUUGAACUGUCUUCUCCAACUUCUCAAAGGUUAACAUACUGAUUUUAAAUUGAUCCACGUUUAAUUAGGGUUCUUUCACAAUAUCUCACAGAGUUAAACCAGGUCUUCCAAUGGCUAUGUUCCAAACAAAGUUCAGCGAUAAUUCAAUCUGCGAAAUGAAAAACAGUGCUCGAAAGAAGCCGAAUAUGUUAAAAAAUAAUCUUUUGGAAUCGACAACACAGUGUUACGCCCUCCAGCAACUACGACGGAUUUGACUAGGCAUUUCCGCUUAAAUUCCCAAAUGAAAACUAGCCUGGGUAUUGUUGUAUCGAAUUUCCUUGUCGCGGUUAGAUAAUUAUUUGUCUGCUUCUGAAGCUUUGUGCCAAACAUCACAGCAGAGCGGAAUUUUUGCUUUCCCUUGUGGAAAGUGGUCUCAGCAUUAGAUUUAAGCAUGGAAUUUUUCCAGACUUAUUGACUGGGAGGUAAUCAGCUGAGAUCUGUCGCUUUUGUCGUUUGUUUUGUAAUGUAAAUCUGCGUCAGACGCGACGCGAUCGUAUGAAUCUUUCUUCAAUAUCGUCGAUUAUUGUGUGCGCACGCGUACUGGGCUGAUUUCCUACUGCGAAAGCAAAAUAAGACGGAGUGUUUUUUGUCCACUAUAAGUUGGCCCGCUUUCGCGGAACAAGCUCCGUACAGGGAGAUGGAUGCAGACCCUACACCAGAGCAGGAUCCUUCUGGUGUAAAUGAUGCAACACUGAUGGACACAGAUGAUCAGCAAAAAUCUGAGAUGUUCAACCCUGGCAUUGGUGAUGAAGCUGCAGAGGUGUUAGCAUCAGUAGAGAAUACAACUGUGCAGGAGAACUGUCAAUCAAUUUCUGAUGUCACGCAUGAGGAUAGUAUGGAUUCUGGCAAUAAAGCUGAUGACAACAUGGAAUCAGUUCUAGAAGAUGCAAAUGGAUUUCAUCCUGAAACCAGUGAAGCAGCAACUGAAGAUGCACCCCUUAAUACCAAUGCAACAAAUGUUGAACCCCUGGCAACAGAAACUGGAACAGCAACAGACAUCAUUACCCCCACAGCUGCAGCUGUCACAGAUUCAACUCCUUCAGUUUCUGUUGAAGAUAAAGCCGAAGAUAAUUACCUGCAGGAUGAAGAUGAGAAGCCUGUCAAAUUUGGGAAAAUUGUAGAUCCUCAUGUUUUGGGAUGCUGUGAGUUCUGUGGUGGUCCAGUCAAGAGGCGGCGGUUUUGCUCCCCUCUCAAGAGAUUCUGCUCUAAAGGUUGUUCUCGAAGUUCUAGGAGAGCUAACUUAAAGAAGAAAGAAGGCGAGGACAAUGGACAGGACUCUGAUGAAGGGAGUACUGCAGGAGUUGCUGAAGGUGAAACCCCUCAUAAAUUUACAUGGAGCGAUUACAUGGAAGCUGCAUUAAGCAAAGCUGCUCCUGAUUGCUGUUUCAAACAUGUGAGUGCAAAUUUGAGUUUUUAUGCAGUAAAGGGUAAUAUCACUGACAGUGAUUUUGCUGCAUUUUUUUGUGAAAGCAGUGCGUAAAUUAUGACUUAGUAUCUCAUUUGUACAUCAACUGCUCAACCCCAAGGUGACAAUAUUGAGUGAAUAAUAAUUUAUUGUUAAAGGGAGUGCAAGUUGUAAUGUAAUUAUUUGUUUGUAGCCAUUUUGCCAAUGAUAUGAUGAUGAAAUUGGGAAAGUCUGCCCGAUCUUUUCAGUCUGAUAUCAUAGCCUUGUACAUACAUAAUUGGUAAAUAAACCCCUUCUGGCGCCUGGUAUGUUGGCUGAUAAUGUCUGCGGCUGAGAUAUUGUCUGAAAAAUGAAUAUUUGGCCGAGAAGCGAAGCUUUGAGGGCAAAUGAAGAAGCUAGUCAUAAAAGGGG
Messenger RNA from Orbicella faveolata, 2840 nucleotides. RefSeq lists its product as uncharacterized. Gene Ontology annotation, molecular function: chromatin binding; histone binding. Gene Ontology annotation, biological process: negative regulation of DNA-templated transcription. Lineage: Eukaryota; Metazoa; Cnidaria; Anthozoa; Scleractinia; Merulinidae. The record is from RefSeq and is a predicted model, not a curated record. Gene Ontology annotation, cellular component: nucleus.